Saccoglossus kowalevskii is the source of this 1737-nucleotide messenger RNA. RefSeq lists its product as uncharacterized. Gene Ontology annotation, biological process: carbohydrate metabolic process. Lineage: Eukaryota; Metazoa; Hemichordata; Enteropneusta; Harrimaniidae. The record is from RefSeq and is a predicted model, not a curated record.
GUAGUUUCUACAGACGAGUGCUACUAUGGAAAAGUGAUAAACUGUGGCCACAUAUUAUGGGAGGAUGGAAACUCUUGGGUCAAAGUUCAGGAUAUCAACCAUGUUCACAUUGUAUACAUGAACCAUUUGGAUGUUGGCUACAAUGGUCUUACCACCGAGAAGGGAUUUGUAAAUAAUGUGCUGAACCAAUAUUUUAAUAUUUACUACCCAAGAGCAAUCCGAAUUGCGAACACUCUGCGUUUACUUGGUGGUAAUGAGACGUUCAUUUAUACGACCCAUCCAUGGCUGGUCAGUCUUUAUUUAGACUGCCCUCCCAGUUUAGAACUUGCUGGUAUUAAACUUAUAUGUCCAUCAAAAGAAGACAAGAAUCGUUUUAAAAAAGCAGUCAAGCGAGGUGACAUAACGUGGCAUGCUGGACCAAUGAACUUGCAGACAGAUAAUAUUGACAAAUCACUUUUUGAGUAUUCUUUGACUAUCAGCGAAGACUUGGAUAAAAGAUUUGGAAUUGUGAGAAAAAACAGAGUUCUUAGUCAGCGUGAUGUUCCAGGUGGUUACCCUGAUUCACCUGGUACUGGACCGCUUAUUCCUGGUGGUUUAUCACGUGAUGAUUGUGUGAUUGUAGAUGGAUUUGAUCAUGCAUUGUGUUUUGCUUUCCGUACUGACAAUAGAGGACCUCCCUUGGAUGCCUUGGUAGGUUGUAUUAUAUUCCAAAAAAGACGAUUUGAAGAGAUUGAGUUAUCUUGGUCUGAGCAACGUGAGUUCAUACAGUUAUCAAUUGAUGCUUUACAAGACCAUCCCUUAAAACAGACAAUUGAACAGAGGUUACAAGAAUUAGAACCCAAUGUACCAAAUACAACAGGAUAUGGUAAAAUCAGUGUCCCCACAGGACCUGUUAGCUGUGAUGGCAAUGUAACAAUACGUCUCGGUCGUCAUGGUGAAAUAAUACAGUUUCAUGAUAAAAACACUAAUAUUGACUGGGCUAAAUGUUCUUCUGAUAACUGCGCACUUGGUUUAAUGAUGUAUCAUAGUUAUAAUGACACAGACAUCAACAGCUUCAGUCAACAGUACAACUUCCAUGGCUCAGGGGGUGCAGGCUUUCAUAAAACAGGAAUGACCAAGUUAGCCCACCCACAACAAAAUACUUGGAUCAUGAAUGUACAGGAAAUGUGGCAGAAACAAGAUGGUUCAUGUAGCUUCAUUACCAAGCUUUCCUUCCCUGACAACCAAAGUUGGGUAUACUAUGGAGCUCCUAAGGUUCUUUGGACUAAGAUGGAGGUAACACAGAUUAAGAAGACUACAGGCAUUGAUAUUGAGAUUAACUAUUUCAAUAAGACAUCUACAAGGUUACCAGAAUCUAUGAUGUACAACUUUUUUCCUGCUGCCAUGGCUGGUUACCAAUGGAAACUGUAUAAGAUGGGAGGAGGACUUGUUGAUCCAAUGAAUGUUGUUUUGAAUGGAAGUCAAAUGUUGCACGGAAUCCAAGAUGGUGUACGUUAUUCAAAACCCGGUUCUCAUGGUAUUAAAAUAACCUCACCUGAUAUACCAGUGGUCGGCAUAGUAACAGAAAAUCAUGCUGCUUCACCAUACACUGUGCCUUUAAAUCCGUUGAGUGUUUUGCCAUUAGGAAUGGCUUAUAACUUUUUUAAUAAUAUUUGGGACACUAAUUAUAUAUUAUGGUAUCCAUUCCAGAGAGGAGAUGAAAGCUUCAAGGCUCGAUUUAGACUCAGUUUACUUUGA